Prorocentrum cordatum is the source of this 2160-nucleotide messenger RNA. Lineage: Eukaryota; Dinophyceae; Prorocentrales; Prorocentraceae. The record is from the annotation of a GenBank genome assembly.
AUGGAGCUAGCGGUCAUCAGCCGCCAAACGGUGACGGCGUGCGAGGAGGCUGUUGGCUCGGCCUUGAUCGGGGCCUUUAGGUUCUUCCACUUCCACUGCGAGGCCAAAAUCAGGAGCUUCGCUGGUCGCGCUGGUCGCGGCCACACCUUCAUAUCGUGCCAUUCCUUCAGCAGCGACGCCACCAAUUCAGGAGUGUGGCGGAAUGCUAAGCUGCAGGCCUUGAAGUUGCUUUCGGUUUAUAUCGGCGACCAUCGCAAUGUGGAAACGAAUGGUUUCUUUUCGAACAACGUGAGUUUCGAAGCCUAUGCAGACUUGCACAAGGUCACGUCCACGACAGCAGAAGCAACGAUGGGCCUCAUCUGGAAACAACUCGUGUCGUUGGGCUGCCCCGUCUGGAAAAAAUAUUCGUCCGUCUCGGAUGGGCCUGCUGCUGCUGCCGCGAACGUUCUGCACGGCACGCUGCAAGGUGAACAUCGGUUGGUGAGAAUACUUCUCUACACUAGCGACGGCGGCCCGGAUCAGAUGAAAUUCAAACGGAUGCUGAUCGCAGAGACGGCCCUCCAGGGCCACGUGCUGGUGAUUGGUUACCCAUGUCUGAUGCACAGGCUGCAGUUGAUUAUCAAAACAGGACUGGAGUUGAUUGAUAGGUUCCUUGGCAGGGUCGAGAAGACGUUCAAAUACUUCAGUUCCCUGUCAAAAGUUACGCAGGUCUGGAGAGACAUGGCUGGCGACAUCUAUGAUAUUUGGAAGGGCACCUUCGGGCCCAGAGCGGCACGAGAGUGCGCUGCUCGCCUACCUCCAAAGUGUUUGGCUGGCCGAUGGGAUUCAAUUUACUCGACUGAGAAGCACUUGCGCUUUUGCGCAAGCAAUGCGGGCACUGGUAUUCGGCAGCUGCCCGCCAUCAUCCGCCAGGCCGUCGAGACUAAGAAGAAGGGUAAGGAGAAGAGGGACGGCAACGUGCCAGCGUUGGACGAUGCCGCCAAUGAGACAUCGAGAGAGUAUAGUGCCCGACUUGGGCGGUGGCGAUCGGACGUGCUCCGCACGGUGAGUGAUGAGUUAUUUUGGAUCGUCGUGGACGUGGCAACCGACUCCCACGAGGCCCUCCAGCACCACAUGGCGUUCGUAUCACAAGCACGGAGCACCGAACACAUCGAGACAUAUGGCAAUGUGGUUGCUCAACUUAUCAUGGGCAAGGGUCAAGAAAUACUCGAGGAAUGCACUAAGUGCUUCCGCAACUUCCAGUGGGCAGCGGCAAUGAGUCACCUGAGCGAUCUGGGCGAGCACGUGCUUCCAGAUAUGCUGGCCUUCACCGUUGAGCUGAACGCCCACCACGCUGCCGCGUACAACAGGAGGAUCUUGAAGGAUCUGGACAGGUCCAGCGUCAGAGCAAAUCGCUCAGGAAUGGCUUCCAGAAUCCUCGAGGCGGCGGAGGGCGAGCUGGAGAUCACCACGCGCAAGCUCCGAGCCCUGUGCCACCAUGAUCUCGUGCAGGCGCGUGACACGGGCACAUGCGGCACGCUGUUGUACAGCAUUACCAUGUGCAUGAGGUGCUACUCCAAGGCGGACGUCAGGGACAACGAGCAGUACAACAGCUUGAUCAGACAGAUGAAUAUGCGAUGCAGAAAUAUCGGCUUGCCUUUGAUGAGUUCGCGCAUCAACGUGAAGAAGUGGCUCGGGGUGGGGACCAGAGGCGCGAGCAUGAGGUGGUCGAGUAUCAAACCGCGGGCGGAGGCGCUGCUGAGACAACUCUUGCCAUUUGCAGAACAGGCUCAGGGCAUCGCCAUCGAGGAUGCGCGCUUCGAGGCGGCCAAGCCGAUCGAGACGGACGUGAAUGUCAGUGCUACAUUGAAGGUUGCUUGCCCUGUCGACACAUCGCCUGCAGCCCUGUGGGCAAAAUCAUACAGCGUGAAGCUGUUCCGUUGCUCUUCUGGGAGGCCAGACGCGAACCAGUUGAUCGUCGUUGGGAUGUGCAAUCUGGGGAACAUCGACGAAGACAACCCCGACGACUUCGACCUGUUAACGUAUAACGAUCAUUCUGUCGGCUACAUGAUGGCUGACACCAACUACACGACUUCCGAACUGCUGAAGAUCAAUCUAUCACCUUCGAACAUCCCAGAUUAUUUCAUUGGUAAGAUCAGCGAUCCGUGCGAGUUCAGCUAA